AAUUUCAGGAUCCCAAACGAGCUUCCGACUUAGAAAAAUUCUGUACUGAAACGAUUGAUAUAAUUCAGCCAGCUCUUGUUCUAGCAACAGGUGAUCUGACAGAUGGUAAGACAAGAGAUAAACUGGGAUCUGAUCAGAUAGAAGCAGAAUGGAAAACUUACCAGGCAGUCCUGAAGAGACUAAGGGUCAUGAAAAAAACCAAGUGGAUAGACAUCAAAGGGAAUCAUGAUUCAUUCAACGUUCCACACCUGAAUAGUGUUCGGAACUACUACAGGAAAUACUCCGCCUGGCAUAAAGAUGGCUCUUUCCAUUACAUCCACACCACUUCUUUUGGGAACUACUCAUUCAUCUGUGUGGAUGCCACACUCAACCCAGGCCCUAAGAGACCCUAUAAUUUCUAUGGGAUUUUAAACACGAAUCAAAUGGAAGAGCUUUCUUUAAUGGCAAAAGCAAGUCUGCACAGCAAUCAUACAAUCUGGUUUGGCCAUUAUCCCACCUCAACAAUCAUCUCCCCAGCCCCAGGAAUAAGAGCAUUAAUGAGUUCUGCCACAGCCUAUUUAUGUGGACAUUUGCACACAAUGGGUGGGCUGAUGCCAGUCUUGCACAGUCAGCACCAUGGUGGCACUCUGGAACUUGAAUUGGGAGACUGGAAGGAUAACAGGAAAUAUCGGAUCCUCGCAUUUGAUCAUGACCUCCUCAGCUUUGCAGAUCUGAAGUUUGAAGAAUGGCCUGUAGUUCUCAUCACCAAUCCCAAAUCCUUCCUUUACAGCAGUUCUGCUCAUGAACCACUAGUCAAAAUUCUUCAUUCCACUCAUAUCAGAAUUCUGGCCUUCUCUCCUUCUGUCAUUGUCUCCGUCGAUGUCCGUAUAGACGGUGUUGACUUGGGGAAUGCACAGCAGGUGUCUGGCCCUCUCUAUGUGCUGAAGUGGAGCCCUCAAAACUACAGCGAUGGGUUCCAUCACAUAGAUGUGACUGUCCAGGAUGCUUCGGGAAGAAUUAGCACACAGAGUCAUGUGUUUGCUAUGGAUGAAAACCUCUCUCUAAGAUUUGCCUUUUGGCCAUCUGUUAUCCUUCUCACUGACUUCUAUGUUCUAGCUCGUGUGCUCUUUGGGCUGAUUGUGCUGAUUCAGAUUGCCUUGCUUGUUGUUUUCAGAUACCUCCAAAAGCCCGCACUCAAAGAAAAGCCAGGAUUGCUUACUCUCACCUCGUAUUCCCUUCAUAUCUUCAGUAAAACGAACACCUUCUUUUACUCAGUUCUGGUUCUGAAUUUAUACACCAUUCUUGGACCAUGGUUUGUAGGUGAACUGAUAGAUGGCCAAGUGGGGGCUUGUUUUUCCUUUGGAGUGUUCACUGGUGGUUCCUUCUUACAGGGCAGUCUGACAUUUGUUGUUGGGAUUUUACAGAUGUUGUUCUUCAACCUGCCACUAACAGCCUACCUGUGCUGGUGCCUGCUGCUGCGAUGCCAGGGUCACAGCUUCCGCUCUCACUUCCGUCAUGUCCGACGCCUCACAACUGUGCUUGUUCACCUGGCAGUGGCACUGCUCCUGGCCUGGCAGGUCUACUCCUGCUAUUUCCUGCAGAGAACCUAUGGGACCUUGGCUUUCUUCCUCUCCCCAAUGAGAACAUGGCUGGUGGUGCUGACCUCAGCUCUGAUUUAUAAAACAUGGACACUACAAUCAUCUGAGCUCAGAACUUACAUAGCAGAAAUGAAAAACUGUCAGAGGUCCUGAAGUACAACUUUUAAGUAUUCAGAGUUCUUUGACUUAAAAACUGU
This is a messenger RNA of Indicator indicator, 1774 nucleotides long. It is a transcript of the gene TMEM62, whose product is annotated as transmembrane protein 62. NCBI's taxonomy places the organism in Eukaryota, Metazoa, Chordata, Aves, Piciformes, Indicatoridae. The record is from RefSeq and is a predicted model, not a curated record. The coding region runs from base 189 to 1730 and encodes 513 amino acids. The transcript is spliced from 13 exons.